This is a messenger RNA of Didymodactylos carnosus, 2169 nucleotides long. Lineage: Eukaryota; Metazoa; Rotifera; Eurotatoria; Philodinida; Philodinidae. The record is from the annotation of a GenBank genome assembly.
AUGACAAGUGAUACAGGUGUCAAUAAUCGACAACAACAAAUUCCCAUGCAAAUGCCAAUGUACGUAGUGGUACCAAUGUACGUUAAUUCGAUUCCACCUUAUACUUCGUAUAUACAAUCGACGCAACCUUAUCCUCCAUUUUCUUAUCAAGCUAAUAUUCACAACGCAUCACUACUACCACCACAACAUCAAACAUCUCGCAAUCCACUUAUGUCAACCCCUACUCGUUGGCCUUCUUAUACUUGGCCCGCCAAUGAAACACAAAGAAACUCAUAUCUGAAUUUAACUGAAUACGAAACAAAAACAGACAACAACAAUUCUCUCGAAGAAACAGCGUUUAUUAGUAAUCGUACAAGUCCCGUAGUAUUAUCGAUAAAGUCAUUACAAUCAACAACAGAAUCACCGGAUCCUGAAGGUGAUCCUUUAACUAAACAUGUAAGUCUUCCAAAAACCGUUUCCGACAAUUUUUCAGCAUUUAUUAAGCCGAAAGUGAACCCAAUUCGUUCUUCAACUUCAUCAUUAGUAGAUGCUCACACAUCUUUAACAAAAUUGACACAUACGAAAAUUAGCAACGAUAAAAUGGCUGUGAAUCAACCAAUAUUCAAUAAUGAGUUGGAGGUAAAUAAUACAUUAUCAAUGAAAAGUAAUCAGAAAUUGGCUGAGCUCAGUUCGCAUGCGCCAUCCGCUCAGACGUCUACUAAACAUCAUAAAUCAUCAGCGUCGCAUGAACACAUUGAUAAGAAUGAGCAAAGACAAAUAUUAGUAAAUAAUUUUGAUAGUAAUGAAAAUUCAGACGAUUACCAUGCCGUUCUCGAUGAAACAAUAGAAAAUGCAUUAGUUACAAUUAAUCACACAAAAGCACAAAUAAGUCCGCACAAGAGCGAUCAAACACUAGAUUCAUCAACACAGUGCUCAAUUCUUCAAAGUUUAACAGAUAAUGGUACACAUCGAUCGAGUCAAACCGAUCAUGAUGAACACGAUUUACUACUGGACUAUAGUUCACGCGCGUGCCGUGACAUUAGCAUUAUGUUGGAAAAUUUUAAAUCAUUGUUGAUUUCUCCUGACACACUAUCAUCAACAACGAUAACAACAUUAAUAAGUCAACAAAAAAUGGCAGCUACAUGUGAUUCUUUAAAUAAUUUGUUGUAUACGAUAAAUUAUAUUAUAAAAUCACGUGUCGACCCAACAAAAACAGAAGAGAAAUGUAUCGUUGAUUCACCGUUUACAAAUGCAUUAAAAGAAUAUCGUACGUGUUCAUCUAUGAUACAAUCACAACAAAAGUCCACGAUACUUGGAAAUAGUGAUACUAUUCAAAAUAGUACGUCUUCUAUAGCAUCAUUCACUACAGUGCCAUCAUCAAGGGUAGAAGCAGUAAUAACGCCGGAACAUCAAUCAGUUAAAUCAAUGGAAAAAAACCUUAAACCAAAAGUUGUUUCAUAUGAACCAAAAAAAUCAUUCGAUAUAAAAACAGAAGCAUUAUCACCACAUUAUCAACAAGUAUUACAACAGCAGACUGUAACAUCACAAUAUUCAUCAAUAGGAUCUUGGUCAGGACGGGGGAAAAGAUUAGAAAAUUGUCCGACGCCGUUAUCUUCAUUACAAGAAACAAACUAUGUGCCAAAUUUAAGCAAUCAUCAAAACAGUUUCAAUCAUUAUCAGGCGAAAUCUAAAGACAUGGCUGAUGCGUUACAAGAUGAUGAUGACUCUCAAUUUCAUACCGGAGACGCUGGUGCUUCAACAACAUAUCCACAGCAAUGUUCAGCGUUGAGAAAAAAUGGUUAUGUCAUGUUAAAAAGUCGACCAUGCAAAAUUGUCGAAAUGUCAACAUCAAAAACUGGAAAGCACGGUCAUGCAAAGGUCCAUAUGAUAGGCAUCGAUAUAUUUACAGGCAAAAAGUAUGAAGAUAUUUGCCCAUCAACGCACAAUAUGGAAGUUCCUAAUAUCAAACGAACAGAAUAUUCGCUAAUUGACCUUGAUUCCGAUGGUUAUGCUUCACUCAUGGAUGAUAAUUCAGAAACACGUAGUGACAUUAAAAUACCUGACGCUGAUUUAGGACAGGAAAUACGCGCAAAAUUUGAAAAUAAUGAAAAUGUUAAGGUUACAGUUUUAAAAGCUAUGGGUGAAGAAGCAAUAAUGUCGUAUAAAAUUGAACAAGAUUCUAAAAAAUAG